This is a messenger RNA of Seminavis robusta, 2364 nucleotides long. Lineage: Eukaryota; Bacillariophyta; Bacillariophyceae; Naviculales; Naviculaceae. The record is from the annotation of a GenBank genome assembly.
AUGAAUCAGCGCAGCAGUGACUUUUCAGUAGGUGCAGGAUCUCGCAAUCUUUAUCAGGCGCUUGCACCUCCAACUCCAACUUUUCAAGAAUCCUUGCAAACAACUUUGCAAGACUUUUCAAGUCCUUUCCAGCACAGAAAAACGGCUGCCGUCGUGGGAAGUGUCAGAUCUGCCGUCUCGGCAUCUUUAUCCUUGCUCGCAGGAGCUUAUGAAUUGCCUCAGAUCAGUCCUGCUUCCACUUCCUCGGAUCUAGACAAUAAAGACGUGAAUCCUACCUUUGCCAGAACAGUACCCACCAACCGGGGAGAUGUUCAUGCCCUCAUUGCCUACUUGAAACACUUGAAUGUCCAACAUUUCAAUGUGCUGUAUCUAAGAGAUGAAUACGGAACGGCUUUUUUCAAGAAAUUCUCCAUUGCCGCUUCUUACGGAGACAAUAAUCAGGGAGAAUCUACAGAAGAGGAUGUACAGCUCGCCAUAAAAAAAAAAGGCAUCAUUUGCCGUAUCACUCAAUGGCGUUUACUCAAUUCACUAUACCAAUUGGGACUACUCAACGACCCAAAUCAUGUCUGGCUCAUGAGCGAAGCAUGCUCUUGGAUUAUCGAUCCGGGAUAUUCCACUCAUCCCGGACUCGCACGGGCCAUGCAUGGAUGGGGAUACGUUACCAUUCGCAGUCAACCCAAUCCUUCCUUUGUCCAAGCGUUGAACCAAAUCAACACGGAUACGCAAGCACAAGAACACUUGAUCUCCUCCGUCAUUCCACAAACUUAUUGGGGCGACAAUUUCAAUGCCAUGAUGGCACUGGGAAUUGCAGCCUGUCAGGUGUCUACAACAACACACGACGACAACAAUAAUAAUCUUACCAUUGGGCUCCCCAACUUUUUUUCGGGAAUCGACUUCUACAAUCAACUCGUCCAAACAUCCUUUGACGGAGCAUCCGGACGUGUCCAGUUCAAUGCCACCACAGGGACCCGAUCCUACGCAAACUUUCAAUUCUCCGUAUUCAAUCUACUCUUCAGUCCUCAACGAAGCGACAACCAAACAGCCAGAUUUGACGUUACCGAAACACACCGUGUUGAUUUCUCCUCCAACGCCAACAGAAAAACAACCAGCGAAAACUACAACGAUAGUGCAGAAGCGCCUCUUGUCAUGGCCCUCGAUACCCCUUUCUAUUACAACGACAACACAACCAAUAUUCCGGCCGAAUUGCCACCACCCGAAAAACCAAUCGAACUCAACCUAAUUUCUGAUCCGGUACGAAUUGCGGGAUGGACAUUGGCGAGUAUCGUCAUGGCAUUGGCACUCGUCGCUCUCGUCUGGGUCGUCGCUCGAAGAAAAUCCAAUCGCGUCAUUCAGGCAUCGCAGCCCUUCUUCUUGGCGCUCAUUUGUGUCGGGGCGUUCCUCAUGGCCACCAGUACCAUUUUUCUAGGAUUCCAAGAAUCCAUGCGCAUUUCCGUUCUAAAUGCGGGAUGCAUGCUCACGCCCUGGUGCUUCUCCAUGGGAUUCACCAUUGCCUUUUCGGCGCUCUUCUCCAAAACCAUGCGAGUCUACAAAAUCUUUCAAAGUGCAGCGGCUAUGAGACGAAUCACCGUGGGUGUACGAGAUGUCGCCAAGCCCAUGGUAGCGUUGGCCUGUUUCAAUCUGCUACUGCUCAUUUUUUGGCAAACACUCGAUCCAUUGACAUGGCAACGGAUAACGGUGGACUACAAUUUGGAUCCCUAUGGUCGACCCAAAGAAUCUUACGGGAGUUGCUAUGUCUCACUCAGUACGACUCAGCAGGGCUUUGCGUACUCGAUCCUGACCAUCAAUGCUAUUCCCGUGUUGGUUGCCAACUACAUGAGCUACAAAGCCCGCAACAUUCGCUCGGACGUGCUCAACGAAACAGUUUGGAUACAGAUCUCCAUGGCUGCCAUUUUGGAAAUUAUUCUGAUUGGUGGACCCUUUGUGUUAGUGGCCGGUGGCGGAGAAGAGACGACUGCCUUGUACCGGUACGUGGUCUUGACAUUCCUGUUUUGUGUCACGGCUUUGGCGAGCUUUGUGCCACUGCUGGUUUCCAAGAUUUGGUUGCUGCGAGACAUGAAGGUCAAUAGCCGGCAAUCGCUAUUCAGCCGGGGAAGUACGGCCACCAGACCAUCGUUUGUUCCACCGACCGGGGGCACCAUGGCAGCAAGUCACAUGGCAUCGAACACUGCCAGCGGGGGACAUUACAAUCAGGUUGACGAUGAAAUUGCCAAACAAUCCUUGCGCAUCACGAACCGCAAUUCGUCUGCCCUGGGACAUUCACCCUCUCAUUCGCAAGCCCACAGCGGUUUGUCCGUCCAUGGAAGCGACGAGGAUGGUCACUCGCACCAUUCCUCGAGCAGUUGA